This is a messenger RNA of Pyrus x bretschneideri (Chinese white pear), 1182 nucleotides long. RefSeq names its product tRNA pseudouridine synthase A. The coding region runs from base 52 to 1137 and encodes 361 amino acids. Gene Ontology annotation, molecular function: RNA binding; pseudouridine synthase activity. Gene Ontology annotation, biological process: tRNA pseudouridine synthesis. NCBI's taxonomy places the organism in Eukaryota, Viridiplantae, Streptophyta, Magnoliopsida, Rosales, Rosaceae. The record is from RefSeq and is a predicted model, not a curated record. The transcript has 10 exons.
CCCUGAUUUCCCCAAGUUCAAAACUUUGCACCCCCAAAACUCUGGAGUCCAAUGUCAGAAAAUCUUAAGCACCCACUCGAACUACAUAGCAUCAGCAACUCCCAAUCUCCCCAAAGGCCUUCAAAGAUUUCCAAAACCACCGACGAUUUCAGCGACGGCGAUCAGGAGUCGCAGCAACCGCAAUCGAUGAGCCAACACCCUCGAAUCCAGCGAUAUCUUCUGGCAAUCGAGUACAUUGGUACUCGCUUUUCGGGCUCGCAGCAGCAGUCCAAUUGCCGCACAGUUGUUGGCGUUCUUGAGGAGGCAUUUUGUAAAUUUAUUGGGCAGCCGGUUUCGAUAUUCUGUUCGAGUCGAACUGAUGCUGGAGUCCAUGCCUUGUCGAAUGUUUGUCAUGUAGAUGUCGAGCGUAUUAGCAAAAGGAAGCCUGGUGAAGUGUUAGAACCCCAUGAACCUGCAGUGGUCAAAAAAGCAGUGAAUCAUUUCUUACAGAAGAAUGAAGGUGACGUGAUGGUGAUAGAUGUCCGAAGUGUUCCAGCAGAUUUUCAUGCUCGAUAUAAAGCCCAAGAGCGCACGUACUUCUACCGUUUUCUGUCCGGACCAGAUCCUUUGUCAACUUUUGAAAAAGACCGGGCAUGGCAUGUACCUGAGGAGCUGGAUCUUUGCUCUAUGCAGGAAGCAUGCAAAGUUCUGGUUGGACAUCAUGAUUUUAGUUCCUUUAGGGCAGCAGGUUGUCAGGCAAAGUCGCCGAUCAGAACGUUGGAUGAACUUAAUGUUUCUGAGGUAGUGUCAAGUCCUUGUUUUCCAUCAAUAAUGGAGAGGAAACAAAACAAUUUAGUGGAGGAAGAUCCUCAUGCCCACGCUAACAAAUCAGAGACUGAUACACCCUCUAGUUUCAAUGAAGGACAAGGAUUUGGCGUGAGAAAAAAACACCGUUGCUUUGUGGUAACCGCACGAGCACGUUCUUUUCUAUACCACCAGGUUAGACUGCUUGUUGGUGUACUCAAGUGCGUUGGCACCGGAGACUUAAAAGUACCUGAUGUCGAGAGGAUCUUGAAGGCAAAGACGGUGUCUGCUGCUAGUCCCAUGGCACCUGCCUGUGGUCUGUACCUUGGACAAGUGAAGUACGAUUUGCCAUGAGAUGAACACGGCUACUCUGUCAGAUGCUUGCGGCGGACUUCUGUG